Thunnus maccoyii (southern bluefin tuna) is the source of this 1101-nucleotide messenger RNA. RefSeq names its product crystallin, beta A1, like 2 (gene cryba1l2). The transcript has 6 exons. Gene Ontology annotation, molecular function: structural constituent of eye lens. Lineage: Eukaryota; Metazoa; Chordata; Actinopteri; Scombriformes; Scombridae. The record is from RefSeq and is a predicted model, not a curated record. Bases 197 to 823 code for a protein of 208 amino acids. Gene Ontology annotation, biological process: visual perception; lens development in camera-type eye.
AAUCCUUUAUUGUGGCACGCUUCACAGUCCACAAACUCGCUUCGUACAGAGUCAUUAGCAUGUAGGGGCAACGCACGCACACUUGCGGGCACGAGGGCCCCGCGUGGACGCCGGUAUAAAACAGAAGCGCCAGAUUCAGACAAAAGUCUCCUAAAGAGGAUUUGGAGUGUGAGGAGCGCGAGGAGAGCAUCCAGAAAUGAAUAGAGUCACUAGAACCCACAUGACCUCCCCCAUGUACUUCCCUAACAUGGGUACCGCCCCUUUCUUUAAGGUGACUGUCUUUGAUCGGGAGCAUUUCCAGGGCAAGAGUCUGGAGUUCACCUCCGAGUGCAGCAACAUCCACAACUGCGGCCUGGAUAACAUCCGCUCCAUCCGAGUGGAGAGUGGAGCUUGGGUGGGUUUCGAGCACCAUGACUUCCAGGGUCAGCAGUUCAUCCUGGAGAUUGGCGAGUACCCCAACUGGGCCUCCCACAGCGGCUCCCUGUCCUACCACACUGAGCGCUUCAUGUCUUUUCGCCCCAUCUACUGUGCUUCUCACCAAAGCAGCCGUAUGAUGAUCUUCGAGAAGGAGAACUUCACAGGCCGCUGCACUGAGCUGUGCGAUGACUACCCCUCACUGCAGGCCAUGGGCUGGGCCCAGCCUGAGGUGGGCUCCAUGCACGUGCAGUGUGGCGCCUUUGUGUGCUAUGAGUACCCCGGCUACAGAGGCCAGCAGUACAUCAUGGAGUGUGAGAAACACAGCGGAGACUACCAGCAGUGUAAGAUCUGGGGCUCCCACUGCCAGACUCCAAAGAUCCAGUCCAUCAGACGUAUCAGGCACUGAGAGGGAACAGAUCAACACUGGCAGCGGCAACAGCGCCCGCGCUCAGACUAACACCUGGGUGUUGUGCUUCAGGAGCCUGAAUAUGAGCCCAAAGCCUGAAAUUCAGGUUUGAUUCUGAGCUCAGGGCUUCAUUAGUCAGGACCACAAAGUGAUCACAAAACAAAACAUCAGUCCUAUAGAAGCUACCUCUUUAUCACAGCUCAUAUUCAUAGUUCUGUUAAUACUCAAAACUAUUUUGUUUUAUUACAAGUGAAAUAAAUUUUCAAUUCAGAACAUAA